This is a messenger RNA of Otolemur garnettii (small-eared galago), 1077 nucleotides long. It is a transcript of the gene MRPS11, whose product is annotated as mitochondrial ribosomal protein S11. Gene Ontology annotation, molecular function: small ribosomal subunit rRNA binding; structural constituent of ribosome; mRNA 5'-UTR binding. The transcript is spliced from 6 exons. Gene Ontology annotation, biological process: ribosomal small subunit assembly; maturation of SSU-rRNA from tricistronic rRNA transcript (SSU-rRNA, 5.8S rRNA, LSU-rRNA); translation. The record is from RefSeq and is a predicted model, not a curated record. Gene Ontology annotation, cellular component: ribosome; mitochondrial small ribosomal subunit. Lineage: Eukaryota; Metazoa; Chordata; Mammalia; Primates; Galagidae. Bases 198 to 782 code for a protein of 194 amino acids.
AUGGAAGGGAAUCACCAAUUGAAUCAGCGAGUAUAGUUUUAGUUGUGCAUUUAAACUUAAUAAAAACAUUUUUUUGAUGUCACCUGGAGAUCAGGUAACUUUUCCUUCUGUACCCUAUCCACCAGGUGCUCCUGGUACAGGCGCCGCCCCGCUAAAACUUAGCUACCGACGGGAGCUGACUAGGGUCAAUUUAAGUCAUGCAGGUCAUAAGAAACGCAGGGUUGUGGUUCCUAUGGUCUCGGACCUGGCCCCGACCGACCAGGGUCAUGGUCGGGACGCCGGUCCGGACCAUCCACACGCGCACGCCGGAGCUGCAAGACGCGGCGGCCAAGCAGGAAGUUGAAGUGAAGACGGCAGCUCCGAGCCGCAGCAGCUUCAGCAUUUACCCUCCCAUUCUGGGAGAGGAGAGUCCCCUGAGGUGGGCAGGAAAGAAGUUUGAGGAGAUCCCGAUUGCGCACAUCAAAGCCUCCUACAACAACACACAGAUCCAGGUGGUCUCUGCCGCCAACCAGCCCCUUGCCCGUACUUCCUGUGGCACAGAGGGAUUUCGGAAUGCCAAAAAGGGCACAGGCAUCGCAGCACAGACCACAGGCAUAGCUGCAGCAGCGAAAGCUGCAGUGAAAGGUGUGACUCACAUCCGAGUUGUGGUGAAAGGCCUGGGGCCAGGGCGCCUGUCUGCCAUCAAGGGACUGACCAUGGGGGGCCUGGAAGUGAUCUCCAUCACAGACAAUACCCCUAUCCCACACAACGGCUGCCGCCCCAGGAAGGCACGGAGGCUAUGAUGAGAAUGAAGCCUGCAUUCAAACAUGACCCCAAGUCUCAGCCUCCAGUUGGACCUCAUAAGAAGCUCAUCGGCGGUCCAGCAGACCACAAGCACUGUUCUGUGCCAUCCACGGAACAGCGCUUAUGGGAAAUCCUCUGGCAGAAAGGGCGAGUGUUGCCUCUGCUUACUCCUCCAACUGGAAAGGGAUGUGUCCCAGAAGUGAACUUUGCCACUUAGACAUGAAGGGGUCUACAGAGGCAGCCAUGGCCAGGCCCCAACCUCUUCUCUGAGAAAAUAAAAGAAUACCUGUAUCA